This is a messenger RNA of Haemorhous mexicanus (house finch), 4454 nucleotides long. RefSeq names its product proline rich and Gla domain 3 (gene PRRG3). Lineage: Eukaryota; Metazoa; Chordata; Aves; Passeriformes; Fringillidae. The transcript is spliced from 6 exons. The coding region runs from base 1942 to 2751 and encodes 269 amino acids. The record is from RefSeq and is a predicted model, not a curated record. Gene Ontology annotation, cellular component: extracellular region. Gene Ontology annotation, molecular function: calcium ion binding.
AGGGGGCGUGUCUGGGGCGGGGCCUUCCCUCCCCUGCCCGUCGGCGGGAGGGAGCGGCUGCGGCGGGCGCGGGGCCGCCAUGAGGUAGGCAGGAGCCCCCCUUGGCCGAGUGAGGCAGCAUGGCAAGUGGGAGUCAAGAGGAGGUGCUGAAGGUCCGACCUCUCCGGGAUUACCCGGAGCUGCAGCAUUUCUGUCUCUGUGUGCUGCUUGCUGUGCAGGACGGGCCUCCCCAGGGCUCUCUGGGCUGCCUGUCUGCUCUGACAUCUCUCAUCAGCAGUGCUCCUCAUGCCCAUGCCCACCCUGGGGGCCACACUGCCCUGUGUGCCUGGUAGCACUGGGGCUCUGUGUUCUGUGCGAGCUGCCGAGCUCAGCCCCACCCUGAGCUCGCUGUGGCACACCCAGAGCACUGCUGGGCCAGCAUUAAAGAUGGGCUGAGCCUGGCAAGGCUGCAGAGAGGUGUGUGGCCUGUCCAGAGCUGGGCUCAAGCCUCCCUCUCACUCUCCUGGGCAGCCUGCAUGGAGGCUGUGUGCCCCGGUGUGAUGGGAGCGUCAGGUGGACAGCAAUAGUGAAGGGGAGAUGGAGAGAUCUGUCUGGGAUCUCAGGAAUUGCUCGGAGUGUCACCAGAGCCAGCUGUGAAGGUGGAGGCAGUAGCCACGCUGGGGAGAAGGAGGACCCCAGGGAUGACAGUGGCCCGCUCAGCAUGGCAAAGCAGGGAAGGGGCCCAGUGACUGCUUUCUGCAGGGAUGGAAAACCCUGACAGUGAGAUCUGCAGGCAAGCUUGUUGCUCUAAGAUGUGCUGAGGAAGUUGAAAUCCAAGUCUCAGGCUCAAGUGCCAAGGAGGGGAGAGUUUAUACCACGGCCUGAUCAAGGUGGGAGGCAAAGGAGGUGAGGCCAGACUUCUCCAGCAGAGUACAGGACGUUUGCAGAAUGAAUGUUGUCUUUGUAAAAUUUCAUCUCCUUCUGGAAAGGCUCAAGACAAGGUCAGCCUGCCAGCUUGUUCCCUCUCCAGCCAGGAUAGCCCUCCUCAACUGUGAAAGCCAAGGCAAGCUGAUCCCUGCCCUUCUGCAAGAUGCCUUCUGUGCCUCUUGAAAAUGCUUUUUCGGUUGUCCUUGUAAAAAAAAAAAAAAUGGUUUGCAUAAUAAAGUCCUUUCGGAGGGAAGAUCUGUGACUCACAUCAUUCAUGCUGCUCUUCAUUCACACCUCAGUGGUUCAGCCCUCUGCAAAAUCUCACAGAAGCAAGGCAUUAAUAAAUCACAAGGAGAAAAUGCACCUACACAGCACAAAAGCAGCUCAGUGCCUCCAAGCCCAGGCUGGUGUAGCACAGUAGUAGUUGUUUCUUACACCACGAUCUUGUCCCUGUUGAUAUUUCCAAAUACUCUCACAAAUACCUUGCUGUAUUGUUUCAGCAGCAGGAUACAUGGAAGGUAAAGCAGAAGGAAACUUGCCUUUCUCCCUGGCAAAAGGCUCCUAAGGAAAGAAGUUGGUGGCUUUUCACUGACUGUUUUGCUUGUGGAGCCAGUAUUUUGUUAUCACCAAGCUGGUCAGAUGGGAGAUUGUGUCUCCCUGCCUCCUUUGAUACUCCUGCUGCUGUGUGAAUGGGUUCACUUUGUUGAUCCAGUGGAAGACAACCUGAGGGUGAAGGAGGUAAAUGGUUCCUGUGGAUCACCCAGCUGAACUGAUUCAUCUUCCCAAGGGAAGCAGCAGGAUUUUGUGGCUUGGUGGGAAGAACUGGAAGCAGCCUGCAGCUGAGUGUGUUGAGCUGCGUAGUGGAAACAUUCAUUCAUGAAAUGCAUGUUUGGGUCCUGGAAGGAUCAUGUGUGAAGUUUCUGCUCUCUGAGCAAACAGCUUCUUUGCCUCCUGUGCUGCAGCAGGUCCAGGCAGGUGCUGGCCUCCUGCACCCCCUGGAAGUGUCCUUCCUGCAGGAUAUGGGGAGAGGCUUUGAUGUCUCUUGUGCAGGCAGGAAGGUGCUGUUCCUGCUUUGUCUGGCUUCAGGAUUGCAUGCACUGUGGGAAGACUGGAGGAGUCUCCCAGGCUUUGGGAGCAGAGGAAGUGUUCUUGGGGGCCAGGAAUGCCCACUCGCUCCUGAGACGCUUUCCCAGAGCCAAUGGCUUCCUGGAGGAGAUCCGGCAGGGCACCAUCGAGCGGGAGUGCAUCGAGGAGGUCUGCAGCUAUGAGGAGGUCAAGGAGGUGUUUGAGAACAAGGAGAAGACGAUGGAGUUCUGGAAAGGCUACACCAGCUCUGUGUACUCUGUCAAGGACCCCGGGCACAGCACGGAGCGCUCUGACGCUAUGUACGUGGUGGUGCCCCUCUUGGGAGUGGCUCUUCUCAUAGUCAUCGCCCUCUUCAUCAUCUGGAGGUGCCAGCUGCAGAAGGCCACCCGCCACCGCCCCUCCUACGCCCAGAACCGUUACCUGGCCAGCCGGACGGGCCGCAGCCUGCCCAGGGUCAUGGUGUACCGGGAGCGCUCGCAGAGCCAGGGGGAGACCCAGUACCAGCGGGAGGCCAGCAGCCGGGGGGCCGCCGAUGCCCGAGCCGGGGGCACCCCCCAGCCAGACGGCACCCUGUGCCCGCCCGAGCAUUCUGUCUCCGUCCUCUCCAGACUGUCCAGUGCCACGCCCCCGCCUUCCUACGAGGAGGUGACGGGCCACCCGGAGAGCAGCAGCAGCGGCGAGGAGACCAGCGUCUCCUACAAUGAGCCUCCCCCCAAGUACGAGGAGAUCGUGGCCACGGCCCCUGCCGCGGGCAAAUAGCGGGUGUGCCUCCCUGCUGCCUCUUCACACUCUCACACUCACCCAGCCACCAUCCCUUCGCCGUGCCUGGGACCCCCUUCAGGUGUUCGUCAGGCCCCCAUCUCACCUGUACAAUCUGGUGCCAUCACACAAUAGCCUUACCCUCCUAACCAAAAAUGGCUGUCCCCAGGUGGGGUGAGGCAGGGCUGUGGGAUGGCUCUGGAGCCAUCUCCUGCCCCUCACUCCCCACUCACGUAAGUGCUGUAGCAGCCAGAGCAGAGCAGCAGCCUGUUCCUGGCUCAAUGCAGGGGUCUCCCCACGGUGCAUUUGAUUUCCUCACUUCCCCCUCAAACAGACAUAACAUUUCCCGUGAUCAGAGCAGCCUUGCUGCCUCUCUGGGCUGCUGCUCAGCCUCACCCCAUGUUCUGGGCCCUGUUCUACAGCUCAGGGCUCUGAUUAGGUGAUGGAGAUGCAGGAUUGGUGUGGCAAAUUUUUGUCCAUCCCUGCAGUUGGUGGGGCCAGCUCUGUGGGGAGAUGGUGAUUCCCCCAGGUGGAUUUGUUGCCAAGUGGGAGUGGGGAGCCCGGGCCACACUGUGGUGCCUGUAGGGAUAUUUGCUGUGUGGAGAUCAGGGAGGAGCAGCUAGAAGGUGCUCUCUGAUCUCCUAGAUCUCUUUGGAAAGGGAGAAAGGGCUCGUGGUGGUCUUGUACUUGAGGUAAGUGACUUUGGAGUAGCAGGGCCUUUUCCUGAUGCUCUCUGCUCUCCCCCUGUGGGUGCUGAGCAGCUGGAGGUCUGACUGCUGCAGAGCUGGCCAAGGGGGUACUCUCUGACCCCGGGCCAACUGUGGUCUCAUGGCUUUAAGUGAUGGGGAUUCAACUCUCUCCUGGAGCGUGGCCUGUCUGGCGUCUGCCCCAGAGGUGAGAGCCUGCAGACAGGCCAAACCUCUCCUCUCCCUACCCCAAACCUCUCUGCCCUGCCUGGCUCCUCUCUUUGGGGCUCUUUGUCCUCCAGAGCAGGUACAGUGGAAUGCGGGACCCCACUCUCCUCCUGACCUCUCGGGUGGGCUGAGUGUCCAGGGCUGUGGCCUGGAAGCCCUGCUGACAGGGGCAGGAGCCACAAGACAGUCAGGAGCAGGGCCAAGCCCUGCUCAGGUGGUUGUGUUGCCAGGGCAGGGCAGAGCAGGGUGCUUUGCUGUGGGAUCAGUGUCCCCUUUCCCUGGGCAGCUGCCUGUAGGGUCCAGGCAACGGGGCUGUCCUUCCCCAGUCAUGUCUAAUGGAUUAAUACAAGGGUUGUGCUCCAACCCCCCAGAAGCAGCCCAGAAGCUCCCAGCACUGCCACCACCUGGUGUUCACCCAGCAGCAGCCUCUCCACCAGCACCAAAAGGCUAUUGUCCAUCCAUCAGUGGCCUGCAUCCUGGCCGGCCCCAGUGAUGCCUUCGCAGUUGGUGCCCUCAGCCCAGAGCUGGGGCUUGCCCAGCGUGGCUGCUCCUGGGGCAGGACAUGCUGGCACCUCGUCUGUCCCCUCCCCAGCCUUAGCAGGGUGGGGUUAUGGGGAGAGCUGACAGCUCAGGGCCAGAGCUAGAGAACAGCAGAGGGAGACACAAGGAUGCUCUGCAUCCUCUGUUUUUGAUGCUUGGUCAUUAUCCCUGCAGUUUGUAUUCUGUAAAACUUGGUAUAUUUCUGUGAAAAAAAAAAAAAAAGGUAUUUAUUAAAUAACCCUCACUGUC